UAAUUUAAAGGGAUAUGUCAUGUUUUUCGUUUGAUCUUUUUUUAAAACAAGAUUUAGUGAAAGUCGGUAAAGGCUAACUAGCACUUUCCUGCACAUUGUAAUUCACUGCACACUUUAGUUGCACACUUUGAGGUACACUGAGUUUGCUGCUGGGGUUGUUCUGCUUGUGUGAAGUCACAUGUGGUACAGUAAACCUGACCAAGUGUGGAAACUUUUAACACCAAGUAGGAAGUAAGUGCUCUCCUUAUUUUUGUUUCUUUCUUAUUUUUUAUAGUUUCAGUCUGCUUAUUUUAAAGAGUACUUUUUUACUUUACAAUGCCAUGACUUAAACGUUAUCAAUGCUACAGAAGACACUACUUUGAUGCCCAUCUAGCCCCAGUGAAACUAAUUAUAUCCAUGACUACAAAAGAAGUCACUGCAGCACAGCAGUGUAUUUGUGUCAUCACUUCUAUCCAGUGGGGAUUUGUCACCAUGCCUAUUUUGCUUAAAGGCCUUUUCCUGGAAAGCCUCAUCUGCUACAGUACCUGGCAACAGUCUCAUCUCACUUAAUCAAGGACAGCACUGAUGGUGAAAAGACAGCACCACUCCCAGUUAUCUUUAGGUUCAACAAAACACGAAAGCAUGCGUAUGCAAAGCAUAUAUUUAUGUUUGGUGACCUCUGAUAACCCAUCUGAAAACCCUUCACUGCCUUGCAUUCACACCCACAAGCCUGCUAGCAUGAGCCCACUCAUUACUGCUUAAUCACUGAAUUACGUUUAAUCAGGUUCAUUUUCACACCUCAUUACUAUUAAUGGAACACCAUUAUUUGAACGGGUACUUCUGCGAAGAAUUAAAGGCAUGCCAAAAGGCUUGUAGAAUUUUAGCAGGAUUUUCACAUUCAGACACAUUCAGAGCCUUUUUUUUAGAAUAUGUCUUUGACAGCCAAAGCAUCCUGUUGCUUUUUGAUAUUAGCAGAAUGAAGACAUGUGGGAAAAUGGCAGGGAAGUUCUCACUCCUCCUUACUUGAUUUUAAUAGCUAAGAUGGUUGGUUGUUAAUGCCAGCAUCAUAGCAAGCACUGCCAUGGUUACCUGAGUGGAAACCAAGCCAUUAGGGACUCUGACUCCUCCCAGCCCAUAAUUCUCCUUGGACUCAUAAACAUGUUUACUUACAAUGACACAGCCAAAGAAUAGGCAAAUCCAUAAUGCAUUUAUUUGACAAAAAUAAAAGCAUGCACUUCCUCUCACAGGUUGCAUGAAAAGCAAAGACUUUGUUUGUCGUGUUUAUGCUGAUUAUCCAGGUUGUUUCGCUGACAGCAAUUUAAAACCCGCUUAAAAAAACAUUUACCUCUUUCCAAAAUUAAUAUACUUUUAGUAAAUUAAUAAGAUGGUAACUGCAAAUAUCUAAAUUCAUAUAAUACUUACCUGUUGGAUGCUGUAAUUUUGUGGUACAUUUGGGACCGUUGGGUCAUUAAGGGGAGGGGAAAGAUAGCCACAGAGGACUUGGUCUUUGACUACACCCUGAACAGUGCGCUGGUAUCAUUUCAAAGUGAAAUAUGGAGGUAAAAUGUGGUGCUUAAAUACAUGGGUGAGAUUCUGAUGUUAAAAUGAGUUGGAUGUUCUCGUUUGGGGUGGCUGUGGCCCUGCUGGCUCUCUGUAGGGGACAGGACACUGUGAAUGAAGGAAAUAGCCUGUGUCUGUCUGGCUACCACCUGUGCACUCAUAACGAAACAAAGAUUGUGAGUUUCCUGGUGGUGCACAAGGUUCCCUAUUCAGUGUCAAAGCCUUGUGGCGGUUGGCUCCUCUGGAAGACUUGUAAUGUUACAAUGUACAGGAUGAUCCAUCAGACUGAGUACAAGCUGGUGACGGAGCAGGUGAUGGGAUGCUGCUCUGGCUAUGUGCAAGUUGGUCGUUACUGUGCCCUGCCUGUAAACAGGAGUGGUGAGUUUACUUCCAAGCCAGGAUCCUGUCCAACUGCAGAUGGAUUGCAUCCCAGUUCUGAGGAGUGUGACUUGGAUAUAGACUGUCCAGGCUGGCAAAAAUGCUGCCAGAGAUCUCACCACUCUUCCUGCAGUGAUCCAGCAACAAAUUACUCUGAGAAUGGAGGAAACCGUUUGAAUGCAACAGUGACAGUGAAGACAGACUACCAGCAACUGAUGUCCAAGAAUGAAGGGCUUCUGAAUCACACAAGGCUGCUGCAAGCAAUGGUGACUGGAGCUCUGCAGUCUGAUGUUUCUGUCUAUUAUCUCAGCACAUGGCCUGUGCAUCCCUACAGAACUGCCACCUCUCUGCUGAUUGAGUGUAACUUCACUCUCUCGUUGUACAACGUCACAUCGAAGCUGCAUCGCCUUCUCGAACGCAUAGAGGAAGUGUCUUCAAUAACAGUGCAAGAUGUAGACGAGUGUGCACAUUCUGCUCUUCGGCAGUGCUCGCUUUGGGCCGACUGCAACAACACAGUGGGUUCUUAUGAGUGCGUCUGCCACCAAGGUUACAUUGAUGUUGACCCGAGCAACCCUGGAGCCCACUGCUCAGCUGACACUGGAGUGUGGCCCACCGCCCUGACCAGCCCUGCAUUGAUGAACACAACCUAUCCCCCUGCUUCCAGUCGCACACAAGGCCCUCCUGGAUACAACACAACAGAUUUCUUCACAUCCACUGAGAUCAGCGUGACUGCGGCUCCGAGUAAUACGACCUCUGUCUCUUGGAAUUCAUCACAAGCUUCGCUGUGGACGAGUUCUGCAUCUCACAGCCAAAUGAAUACAGCUGUGGAGUCAGCUCAUCCAGCGACAACAUGCUCUCCCCCCAGCAUCAGCAGCUUAUGGUCUGCUAAUGUUACUGGAACGUCCUUCUCUGUCUGCUGGUCCAAUCAUGCCGAGACAAAACAGACUUACCUGGUUGUUCUAAGGAAAGGGUCAGAGGUCAUUCAGACUCAGAAAAUCAGUGAUACCACGAUAGAGGUGAGCGGACUGAAGCCUGGACUGCUCUACAAUGUUACCGUCACACCUCGUGCCUGCGGAAAUCAAGGAGCCCCUCUUCACAUCUCAGUAAAAACCUACGCUCAGACUCUCGAUGCCACAACACGACUUACCAACAUAAAGUUCACAGCUGACCUCCAGAACACCAGCAGUCAGGCGUACAAAACCCUCAGUGAGAGUAUAACAGAAGAGAUCUACCAGUCUGUGUCUCCAGAGGUGAAAGCCAUGGUGGAUUCAGGCCAGGUCAGGAUCGAGAUCAGAAACUUUUCCCCGGGGAGCGUGAUGGUCAACUUCACCAUAGUGUUUAUCCCAAGUCAAAGCCUGGACAUAAGCAAUGUGUCCACAGCAGUUCUGCAGUCCCUGACGAACAGCUCGACAUACACAGUAGAUCAAAACAGCACAAGUCUAAAUGAUUUUAAUGAAUGUGCUUCGGGGGAAAAUGAUUGUUCCCAGUCGGCCACAUGUAACAACACCUGGGGCUCCUAUACAUGUGUUUGCCUGUUCGGGUUUACUGACAACGACCCAGAGAGACCUGGACGGGUCUGCCAAGCACCUACAACCUUAGAAACAGCGGCACCGCCCCUGACGACAGCUGUAACCACUUCAACUACUGCUCCAGAAAUAACCACAGACAGUAUAUCAACAAGUCACAUGGUUUUCACAACAAUCUCAACUGUUGCUCAAGCUUCCACCAUCACUACCCCGACAACCAGUACUUCCCUAACAGCCAUCCCCGCCUCUACAAUUGCCACAACAACUGCUACCAGCUCAACAAAAAGUACCACUGCUCUGGGAUCUGCCACCGACGACUCUAUCCAAGAAGCCCUCUCAGUCCAUUGCAGACUUGCGGCCAUCACUGUGACUGUCACUAAGAAUUUUCUUCUGAGCUCCAUGAUCCAGGAGAGUGCACUUUACUUGGGCACGGUGGGCUGUGGCAUCAAUGGCGGCAAUGACACGCACGUGGAGCUGACCGUGGCCUGGAAUGAGUGCGACACUAAACUUGUGCAAAAUGAAACCCACUACAUAGCCUCUGUAAACCUGCUUGACACUAUGGAUCCAUACACUUCACCAACGGGAGCAACAGAGGUGCCCAGAAAACAGCUGGAAGUCCCAAUCAUGUGUACCUACAUGAAGAGCAUGCUUAUUUCUGCAGACCUUAGCCCCAUGGGGUAUGACAUAAUUAAAAUCACAGGAUCGGGGUCAUUGCAGAUGAGCGUGCAUCUGUUGGACAGUGCAGUGCCUCUGCCCUACAACUACAGCCUGUCCCGUGAGCAGCCCGUGGUAGUGGAGGUCAGACUCAACACCUCUUCAGAUCACAUUAAAGUAGUCAUCAGCAAGUGCUGGUGCACUCCCACCCCAAACCCCGUAGACGCCUACAGCCAUGUCUUCCUGGAGAAAAGCUGUUCCCUGAAUGCAUUCACCAAAGUGAUGAUGAACGGGAACUCCAGCACGUCCCGUCUGUCCGUGCAGAUCUUCUCCUUUGUCAACCUGAAGGUGAUCUAUGUGCACUGCAAGGUUCAGAUCUGCCUGCAGACUGAGUCGAAUAGCUGCGUGCCAGACUGUCACCAGAGAACAGCUCGAUCUGUAAAUGCACUUGGAACAAGGUUCGGUUCAGCUGGGCCUCUGAUGAAUUCAGAUGAAGAGCCCUUGGAUAAGGAGCUGAGCACUCUAAAUGUAGUUGGGCUUUCCAUUCUGGGAAUUUGCUUGUCGCUCUUCUUCAUCUGUUCCCUCGCCUGCCUCUUCUACUGCCAGAGGAACCGCAUCGGACACUACAAUUUUAACGUCAAACCCAAAGAGGAGAAGUUCACCUACCUUGCCUAUAACACCUAAUGACAGCCCCUGCACCCACAGGCACACAAUUAGAAGAGAUUAGACGUGCUGUCGCUGCUUUUACGCUACACCUGCCACCAUGUGUCACUGUUGCACCAUUCACCCUUUAUCGUGUACAUGAAACUAUUAUGUACAGUUUGAAUUUAAAUUCCACCUGCACCUUCUUUGUAUAAUUAAGAUAUUCAAACGAUAGAGUGGUUGUAUACAGCGAUGUCAAAUGUAGAAACUAUCAAUAUUUCAUGCAUGACAUAUUUAAUGACUGCAGAGAAUCAGAUACCAAGUAACUAUGCAAGUGUUGGUCUCUGUAUCCUAUUCUUACAGUCAAACGUGUUCAUAGCUGCCUCUUUAAAUCAUGUUAUUUAUGCUAUUUUUUUGCUGUCUGUUAUCUAUUGUGUUUACUGACACAUAAUUUGUGCUCUAAGUGGUGAGACAAUAAACACGUCCUGUAUAAACUCAGACACUUGGGGGUGCUGCUAACACAGUUCUUCAUUAAAAAAAACAGUCCAAGAUGGCUUCCUGCACUCAGAGUAAACACGAGCGUUUACAGGGGACGAUGUGAGGCGGUGGAUUCAGAAAAAACGAAAAAUUUACAGUCCCGCUUUUAUUCGGUUGGCUGGAGGUUGUGCUGUCAGUUUCUCCUUUACCCAGAUCAGCGGUUAAUGAAAACAUCUCAUAUGAGCCUUUCUCAGCAGAGAAGAGCCAAAGAUGAGAGCCCAGCUUUUCUUUCACACUUUGCAUAAUCCGACAUUGUCACGGGGUCAGAAAUGCAGCAGCGAUGGGGGUGAAUACUAAAAAGAGGAGAGGCUUUCUCUUUCAUGGGAGGUCCCUGGAGACCUGCGGUGAAGGAGGGCUUACUACCAUCUGGAGUGCAGCAAAUGCUCCGCCUUCUCAUUAACCCAUUCAGCCUCACAGUCUGAAACCUGGCAACCCAUCGCUAUGGCAACAGCUCUGUGCAGGGAUGGAGGGGAAUGACGGAUGCAGCAAGAAGGAGCGAGAGCAGCAGUGAUCAAAGCAGAGGAAUGGCUGCAGCUCAGGAGCUUCUAUUUCUUCCUUUCAGACAAACCACGUGAUGACGUUAUAUCACACACAGCACAUUCCUGGGCUUCAUCUCUGCUGCUGAGUGUUUCGGUAAUGGUUUCCAGUUAGUCUCUGGACAGCACUAUAUUUCAAAUGUGCAGGUGUUUAAUAAUUUAGAAGCAACUCACACACACACACACACACACACACACACACACACACACACACACACACACACACACACACACACACACACACACACACAGUGUCAAUUAUCCCAGUUUUUAAACACAAAUAACUUGUGUCUGUUGAGUGCUUUCUAAAUUUACGAGUCAGGAGCGUGACAGUGCCGUGAAUUACUUUUCCAACUUUGUGCGUCUGUAUUCUGGGAGGCAGUAAUGGCUGUAACAUGAUCCACGUCUCCACAGUCCUUCCUGUUUUCCUCCUCCUGCAUCCUACACCAGUCUCUCUGCCUCACUGUUCAUCCCGUAACAGCGGCUCUGAAACAGUGAUUGGUUCUGCUUCAUGAUCUAUGGCUGUAAAUGUGCUUUCUCUCACACGGGUCAUUACUAAUUAAACAUCCUGAUCCCGAUUGUAUUUUCAUAGAGCACAUUAACACUGUCCCUCAGGCAUCUGGCCAGUGUAAUGGCUUUGUAAUCUUCAGAGGUGAGAGAUAUAAUUAUGCUGUCCGUGAACUAUUAGAAAAUACCUCUCACUUGAUAUACAACAUCUAAUUCUCAGUCAGUUCCAUCAGUUUGUUUCAGUUGUGAAAAACAUUUACUCCAGUAUGUUUUUCAUGUAUUUCAUAAUUGCAGUUUCUAGUCAAAGAAUUUAAUGCAAAGUUAUAGACUAUGUUAAUCAACAGUGAAACUGUUACCAAAGGAUAUCCUAUAGUUACUUGCUAGGCACGAUGCAUUUACACUCAGUAAUCUGGAAUUUCAAUGACCAGUUGAACAUUGUGUUUUUCUUCUAAUUGGGAGCAGAUGAGUUUAGCAGAGUUUUCUUUUUUUGAAAAUUCAAAAAGAGCUGCUCUUCAUCCACAUUCAAAAAAGUCUGGGUCUCCUAGCUGAGGUACACCGAGCAUGCUCAACUGGGAGGAGAACCUGGACUGGAGAUUAUAAUCUGGAGAGAUUAUGGCUACGUUCACUCUGCAGGUCUUGAUGCUCAAUUCCGAUUUUUUGAUCAAAUCCGAUUUUUUUGUCUGC
Messenger RNA from Haplochromis burtoni (Burton's mouthbrooder), 7003 nucleotides. RefSeq names its product uromodulin-like 1 (gene umodl1). The record is from RefSeq and is a predicted model, not a curated record. Bases 1584 to 4781 code for a protein of 1065 amino acids. Gene Ontology annotation, cellular component: cell surface; extracellular region. Lineage: Eukaryota; Metazoa; Chordata; Actinopteri; Cichliformes; Cichlidae. The transcript has 17 exons. Gene Ontology annotation, molecular function: protein binding; peptidase inhibitor activity; calcium ion binding.